AUGACAGCAUCAGUCGACAAUAUGCAGGCUUCCAAUGCCGCUGACUCUGAGAAAGCUCAACCAGAAAGCAAUGUACAGAUACAAAGUAAGCCUUCAAACAAGCGCAAGCUCCUCAUCAUCCUCGCAGCCUUUAUGCUCAACUUCUCCGGUUGUGGUCUCUUAUUCAGCUUCGGUCUAUAUCAAUCUCUUUAUGAAGACAUGGCGCGAAAGGAGGAUAACCCAUUCACCGGUGCUUCAUCGGCCGAGAUCUCGCUGAUCGGGAGCAUCGCUGCUGCUAUGAUGAAACUUGGUGCACCAUAUGUCGUCGCAUGGUGCAAGUACUUCAGCCCUCAAAGAGUUGUGUUUGUGGGAGGAAUCGUGUAUGGUGUUGCCAGCGUGUUGGCCAGUUUUGGUAAAGAACUUUGGCAUUUCCAAACUUACACAAGGGUUCUUGGUUGGCAUUGGCACCUGUCUGUCCUUUAUGCCAUCUAUGGCAAUUCCACCAGCUUGGUUUGGAAAAUACCGUGGUCUCAACAUGGGGAUCAUCUCAGCUGGAACUGGUAUUGGAGGUCUCGUUGUAUUUGCACCGCUCUGAUCUGUGCCUCUGGUUCUGUUCUCAGCUGGGAGCCAAAGAUGGCCGCUAAUUUUCAUGAAGAUAACCUAAAGCAUUCUUGGGUAUCUGGCUCUCUCAAAGUUCCUCUUCCACCUCGGAAAAUCGUUUGCACACGAAAAUUUGUCGCCCAGAGUCUUAAUGCCAUUUUCCAGAGUGCGGCAUACUACACUCCCAUUUUCUAUAUCGCCGCCUAUUCGAAAACCCUGGGAUAUAGCGACUCAGACGGCUCGAACUUUACUGCACUAAGCAAUGCUUGCAAUGCUAUCGGAAAAGUUGGAGUUGGUUUUGUUGCAGACAAAAUUGGAAGACUAGACUCCUUCUUUUUGACCACACUUCUGAGUUCCGUGUCAACUGCUGGUCUGUGGAUUCCAAGCACUCUUCUUGGUGCUACGAACGAAACUUCAGGGAAGGGUCUUUUUAUAGGCUCCACCGUUCUCUAUGGCCUCUUUGCAAGUGCAAACAUCGGCUUGUUCUCGCCUGCCUUAGUGGAGCUUUUUGGAUUAGAGGAUAUGCCCCGAAUGACGGGGAUCAUGUACUCCUUGCAGGGAGCGGCUGGAUUUGUUGGAACACCUGUCGCCGGUGUUCUUGUUAAGUCUGCAGGAAGCCUCUCGUCCGAGAACUACCUCUAUAUGGCGGUUUUCGUGGGGACAUUAAUGGUUGCAUCAACUGUGACUGUACUUUGGGCCCGAGUGGAGUUCAUGUUAGAGCGCAUCGAGGGACAGAAAAAAUGGCUUUGGAGAUUAUAA
Penicillium olsonii is the source of this 1338-nucleotide messenger RNA. The record is from the annotation of a GenBank genome assembly. Lineage: Eukaryota; Fungi; Ascomycota; Eurotiomycetes; Eurotiales; Aspergillaceae.